CCCAAUCCCCCAAAUCCUAGGGUUUCCCUCCAUCUUCAUCUCCCCUCCAUCUCCCAGCCGCCGCUCACCGCCGCCGCCGCCGCCGCGAAGAUGCUGGAACUCCGGCUGGUGCAGGGGAGCCUGCUGAAGAAGGUGCUGGAGGCGAUCAAGGACCUGGUCAACGACGCCAACUUCGACUGCUCCGGCACCGGCUUCUCGCUGCAGGCCAUGGACUCCUCCCACGUCGCGCUCGUCGCGCUGCUCCUACGCUCCGAGGGCUUCGAGCACUACCGCUGCGACCGCAACCUCUCCAUGGGCAUGAACCUCACCAACAUGGCCAAGAUGCUCCGAUGCGCCGGCAACGACGACAUCAUCACCAUCAAGGCCGACGACGGAUCAGACACCGUUACAUUCAUGUUCGAGUCCCCCAACCAGGACAAGAUCGCCGACUUCGAGAUGAAGCUCAUGGACAUCGACAGCGAGCACCUGGGGAUCCCCGACUCCGAGUACCAGGCCAUCGUCCGCAUGCCCUCCUCCGAGUUCUCCCGGAUCUGCAAGGACCUCAGCAGCAUCGGAGACACUGUUAUCAUCUCUGUCACCAAGGAGGGUGUCAAGUUCUCCACUGCUGGGGACAUUGGGACUGCCAACAUCGUCUGCAGGCAGAACAAGACUGUUGACAAGCCAGAGGAAUCUACCAUUAUAGAGAUGCAGGAGCCAGUGUCACUUACCUUUGCUCUGAGGUACAUGAACUCCUUCACCAAGGCAAGCCCACUGUCGGACCAGGUCACCAUCAGCCUCUCAUCUGAGCUACCAGUGGUGGUUGAGUACAAGAUUGGUGAGAUGGGCUACAUUAGGUUCUAUCUAGCACCAAAGAUUGAAGAGGACGAGGAAAUGAAGGCAUGAUUGCAGCACCAAGGAUGUGCUUAUGUUGCAUUACUUUUCAAGGUCUUUUGACCAGUUUGCUUAGCGCUUGUCUGUAAGCAAAAAUGAUGUUAUGCUAGCUUUAGCAUUUCUGUAUCUGUGACUGUUCGUCGUUGCUGGAUUACCAGGGUUUAAUGUUAGAUUAGUGAUGAA
This is a messenger RNA of Lolium perenne, 1053 nucleotides long. Its product is annotated as proliferating cell nuclear antigen. The record is from RefSeq and is a predicted model, not a curated record. Gene Ontology annotation, biological process: mismatch repair; regulation of DNA replication; translesion synthesis. NCBI's taxonomy places the organism in Eukaryota, Viridiplantae, Streptophyta, Magnoliopsida, Poales, Poaceae. Gene Ontology annotation, molecular function: DNA polymerase processivity factor activity; DNA binding. Gene Ontology annotation, cellular component: PCNA complex.